CUUAUGCUGAGAAGUAAACAAAAGGCGACGAAUGUUUGUAUUUUCCUAAUAAAAGCCAAUGGAGGAUUGGAAAUCGGAGGAAAUGGCAAGGAAAAGAAACAGGAAUAGGAGCAAGCAGCGCAGACGAAGGCAGAAAAUAUACCAAAGCCUUUUUGAAUGGCACCACAAUCAUGUUAUGAGUCUCUGCCCUGAGGUUAAUCCGAAUCUGGAUCAGGACCUUGAGGAUAUUCCCAAGGAAACAGGAACGUUUCACUGCCUGGACUACGUGUACGAGAGUUCUUCCGAGGAUGAGGAGAUCGAACCCAUUGACGAGGGCUAUCUGAAGUUCCUCGAGGUGACCAUUAAGCAUCAGCAGGAACUCAGGGAUCGAAGAACUGCCCAAACCACCGACUCUUUAGAUUAGAAUUUUGGUAAAAUAGGUUUUUACGCAGAUGAAAACUUACAGUUCAUUUUUAUCUGGUAAUGACUUAAAAAUGUAUCUUACGUAAAAUGUUAUAAUUUAAGCUCAAGUUUAUAGGUUUGGUAUUUAGUUUUGGUAAGCAGAAAAUGUACCUUUUAUAGGGGAUAUUUUUAUAUGUAGCACUUUGUCUUGAACGUAUUAAGUAUAUAAGAUGUUUUGAUAACUUAAUGUUCAUACUUAGCCAUUCUAACUGAAUGCCUCAAAGGGCUAGAAUCAAGACCUGCGUAGGACGAAAAAGCAACUGUACUUUAAUUCCCGGAACUCUUCAAGCGGGAGACAAGUGUCUGAUAUUCUGCUUUUCUCACAUGGUUCUCCACUAAUGAAGUUGUGCGAAGUUGGCAGUUUUUUGGCCAAAGGAAACGCACAUUAACCCGACCAAGACUAAUGCGAUGUCAUUUAUAAUCGCGCUGGGAGAACCAGAAGAAAGCUUCAAAUUGGGGCAUGACUAAAAAGGGAGAGGGGCUUUUGGUAGGAUGGAGGACCAUUUGUGGGUCAGAGACAAUGUCUGCUGCUCGUGUGGGCGUGGCAAGUUGGGCAUUAGCCAACAUUUUUCGGCACUUUUCAGCAGAAAACCUAAUUAAGACGUCCGACUCUGAGUGGCAAUGGAUUUUCUUGGCUUACUUAUAUCCCCCAUCCUCUCUCUCCUGACCAAGCUCCUCCGCCCCACGGAGCUCGUUUCCCACCUGCUCCUCAUUCUCCACUGAAAUCACGACUGGCGACGACAACUGCGAACGACCUUUCUAAUGCCCGGCCACUGCAUAAAUCAUGGCCCAAAUGGCGGCCACCUGCAACCGGCAGCAAUAGCAGUAAGCCAACAGCAACUGCAAGUGCACUGUAAGAAAUCGCAUUGCUCGAUAGUCCUUUAUGCUCACAUUUAAUUCUCAUUACUUCAAAAUAUGAGUUUCUCCCAGUCCAUUUAUCUUCGGUGUUCAGAAAACCAUUUGUUGUUACAAAAUUCCCAUUCGAAUUCGUUCAGUGUAGCUAAUAAGGCUUUGCUUGCAUCGCGAACGGAAACGGCAACUAAAACUUAAGCU
Messenger RNA from Drosophila melanogaster (fruit fly), 1494 nucleotides. RefSeq lists its product as uncharacterized. The record is from RefSeq and is marked reviewed. The transcript has 2 exons. Bases 59 to 403 code for a protein of 114 amino acids. NCBI's taxonomy places the organism in Eukaryota, Metazoa, Arthropoda, Insecta, Diptera, Drosophilidae.